AUGACUCCCCCACCUUCCUCGCUCUCUAUCCCUCCUCCAAUCCCCGUCGACACCCACCCAAACCGCGGCAACCCUUUUGAGCAGGACCGAAUCCCUGAUCCUAAUCGCCUGGCACCAGAAGAUGCAUACUUUGCGCCAUCACACUCCAAAGCUCGCUCUGCGCCUGGCAGUUAUAAUGAGAGUCUCCCUGUAAGCAGUGGUGGCACCUUGCGACCCCCGCGUGGGGUGUUGGAUACCGGGCGGAAGGACCCGCGGAAAUUGGGUAGUACGGGGGGACGGCGGAGGAGGAAAGGAGCUUGGAAGAAGUUGCUUUGGGUAAAACAAUCUUAUCCGGACAACUACACUGAUACGGAAACGUUCUUGGAUCAUCUUCAACGCAAUCCCCGAGUGCGGCCUUACGAUUUCUGGCCGCUGGUCUCUGAUUCGACCGUCAUCGUCCAACAUGUUUGUUCGGUUGUGAUAUUCGUUUGCUGUUUCGUCGGGAUCGUUCAGGACCGCGUGAGCCCCGUCUCUAUUGUUUGCUGGGGCAGCGUUGGGACGGCCAUGGGUUGGAUCCUCUGGGACAACUGGAUCUGGGAAGAGCAGACGGAGCUUUCUCAACUGGCUAAUGCAAACCUCGGUGAUGAUGGAUCCAGCUCAAGUUCUGGGACAAGCGCUGUUAACCCAGCUCCCCAUGAUUCGCUUCCUAGUGACCCGAAGAUCAGCGCCAUCCACGGGCUCGGGUUGACAAUGUCUGGCAAUGAGUCGAAGGAGAACUCGCCCAAUCGGAAUAAUGAUACCAAUGGAAAUUUAGAUACGACUUCUGCAUCACGACGCGAAUCUACGUCUACUUCUGCCAUGCGCAAUGCAGAUGACCCGGACGUCGACCGACCAUCAUUGUUCUCCUCACGCAACCAACAGCGUUUUUCUACUGUCAAAUCCGCCUUUUUAAUCUAUUUCGCGCUGUUGGGACUUAGUCCCAUCCUGAAAUCCCUUACCAAAUCAACUGCGAGUGACUCCAUCUGGGCCAUGAGCUGCUGGCUUUUAAUCAUGAAUAUAUUCUCUUUCGACUACGGAAGCGGCGAGGGCGCAGGCGCCACCACCAAGUUUCCUGCUUCUUUGUCUACCAACGCAGCUGUGAUGGCGUCUACUGUACUUGCGUCUCGCCUGCCGUCUACCACACAUGUGUUCAGUUUGAUGCUUUUUUCCAUGGAAGUAUUCGGGCUGUUUCCUAUUUUCCGUCGCCAACUCAGACAGAAGUCCUGGACUGGUCAUGCGAUGCUGACGCUCGCCCUGGUCAUCAUUGCUGGAGGCGCUGUCGGCAUGACCCUGAGUGGUGGAUGGGCAUCAGCCAUCAUUGGGUCUGUCCUCGGCGGCAUCCUUACAGCACUCGUGAUGGGUGGCUGUAGUUGGUGGCUCAUAGGGCUCCAGAAAUACAAAAAUGUGGUCAUUGGUCCAUGGGACCCAGCGCGACCAAUCAUUCGAAGACACUGGAACUGA
Messenger RNA from Penicillium pulvis, 1479 nucleotides. It is a transcript of the gene pigc, whose product is annotated as phosphatidylinositol N-acetylglucosaminyltransferase. NCBI's taxonomy places the organism in Eukaryota, Fungi, Ascomycota, Eurotiomycetes, Eurotiales, Aspergillaceae. The record is from RefSeq and is a predicted model, not a curated record. Gene Ontology annotation, biological process: GPI anchor biosynthetic process. The coding region runs from base 1 to 1479 and encodes 492 amino acids. The transcript is spliced from 2 exons. Gene Ontology annotation, cellular component: glycosylphosphatidylinositol-N-acetylglucosaminyltransferase (GPI-GnT) complex; membrane.